AUGUGGGAUCUUCCCGGACCAGGGCUCAAAGCCGUUUCCCUUGCAUUGGCAGGCGGAUUCUUAACCACUGCACUACUAAGGAAGUCCAAGAUGGCAAAAGCAACAACAAUCAAAGAAGCCCUAGCCAGAUGGGAAGAGAAAACCAGUCAGAAGCCAUCCGAAGCCAGAGAGAUAAAGCUGUAUGCCCAGAUUCCCCCUAUAGAGAAGAUGGAUGCGUCCUUGUCCAUGCUUGUUAAUUGCGAGAAGCUUUCACUGUCUACAAACUGCAUUGAAAAAAUUGCAAACCUGAAUGGCUUAAAAAACUUGAGAAUAUUGUCUUUAGGAAGAAACAACAUAAAGAACUUAAAUGGACUGGAAGCAGUAGGGGACACGUUAGAAGAACUGUGGAUCUCCUACAAUUUUAUUGAGAAGUUGAAAGGGAUCCAUGUAAUGAAGAAAUUGAAGAUUCUUUACAUGUCUAAUAACCUGGUGAAAGACUGGGGUGAAUUUGUGAAGCUGGCAGAACUACCAUGCCUAGAAGACCUGGUGUUUGUAGGCAAUCCCUUGGAAGAGAAACAUUCUGCUGAAGGGAACUGGAUUGACGAGGCAACCAAGAGAGUACCCAAACUGAAAAAGCUAGAUGGUACCCCAGUAAUUAAAGAGAAUGAGGAAGAAGAUAACUAACACCACAUUUUCCACUUUGUGUAACUUAUUUAAAUGUCAUAAGAACAAUAGAUAAGUUUUGUAUAGUUGUCUAUUUUAAAGAUUCUGUGUGGGGCAAAUGGUUCUUAAGAUAAAACAAAUCUUUCAUUCCUUUUUUUCUCAUAACCUAUUCAGUGUUUCUCCCCCCAAAUGAUAACACCAACUUUAUAUAUUCUAGUGCUCUUUUUAGAAGCUAU
This is a messenger RNA of Lagenorhynchus albirostris (white-beaked dolphin), 878 nucleotides long. It is a transcript of the gene DNAL1, whose product is annotated as dynein axonemal light chain 1. The record is from RefSeq and is a predicted model, not a curated record. Gene Ontology annotation, molecular function: protein kinase binding. NCBI's taxonomy places the organism in Eukaryota, Metazoa, Chordata, Mammalia, Artiodactyla, Delphinidae. The coding region runs from base 1 to 663 and encodes 220 amino acids. The transcript is spliced from 8 exons. Gene Ontology annotation, cellular component: cytoplasm.